This is a messenger RNA of Orycteropus afer afer, 261 nucleotides long. NCBI's taxonomy places the organism in Eukaryota, Metazoa, Chordata, Mammalia, Tubulidentata, Orycteropodidae. The record is from RefSeq and is a predicted model, not a curated record.
CACAAGGUGGAGAUAGAGGGCUUCCAAUGUGAUGAGGACUCAGAGUUGUAUUUCUACCCUUGCCCAUGUGAUGAUAACUUCUGUAUCACCAAGGAGAUUUUGGAGAAUGGGGAAGAUGUAGCAUUGUGUCCUAGUUGCUCUUUCAUUAUAAACGUGAUUUAUGACAAAGAUCAGUUUAUGUGUGGAGAAAUAGUCCCAGCCCCUUCCAACAACAAAGAAUUAGUUAAAUGUUGGAGAAGCCUUCAGGAAUCUGAAUCUUGA